AUGGCCACUCCAGUCCUGCUGCUACGUGCACCUACAUCUCCUCCCGAGACCGAUCGAUACGAAACGGCAUUGCGUAGUGCAGGGUUCCAUCCUGUCUCUGUACCUGUCCUGGAAACUGCGUUCGCGAACAUCCAUGGUCUAAGUGAGCUUUUAGCGGCGGGUCCUCAAGAUGUUGGAGGUGUUAUCGUGACGAGUGCUAGGGCAGCCGAGGCUUGGGCAAAUGCAGUAGAAAGCGUAGCGCAUUUGGGUAACGGGGAUGAAGCUAACUGGACUGCCAUGCCGUUCUACGCCGUCGGUGCUGCCACAGCUGACAGCCUCUCCUCGAUCUCAUCAUCAUCGCGACCCUUGUUAUGUCCCAAAGAUAUAAGAGGGGCGGCGGAAUCAGGUACUGCGGAACUUCUGGCUCAUUUCAUCCUGUCCGACCUUGACACAUCUGCCCCCGGGACAAAGCUACUGUACCUGACAGGGGAUAAGAAUAGAGAGACUUUGCCGGGCAUACUGAAGAGCGGUGGGGUAGAGCUGAUGGGUUUGCAAGUGUAUGCAACGCAAGGAUCGAAGACAUUCCGGACAGACCUAGAGGAAGCGCUUCGAAGAUUUCGAGCAGCCACCACACCUUGGUGGGUCACGUUCUUUGCGCCCUCUGCUGCUGCCUAUGUCGUGCCUAUUUUGCGCGCAUAUUUCCUAUUGUCGACUUCGUCUCGUCCAAGCGGAGACAUUGAAGGCAGCUCAGGGAAGAAAUCUGCUAGGAUAGCCGCUAUUGGACCAACAACAUCAGAAUUCCUUGACGGUCAGCUCGGCUUACUCGUAGAAGUUGUACCCCAGAGACCUAGCGCCGAAGAACUGACCAAAGCGCUCCGUACUGAGGUGCCGUAA
Messenger RNA from Heterobasidion irregulare TC 32-1, 873 nucleotides. RefSeq lists its product as uncharacterized. NCBI's taxonomy places the organism in Eukaryota, Fungi, Basidiomycota, Agaricomycetes, Russulales, Bondarzewiaceae. The record is from RefSeq and is a predicted model, not a curated record. Gene Ontology annotation, molecular function: uroporphyrinogen-III synthase activity. Bases 1 to 873 code for a protein of 290 amino acids. The transcript is spliced from 3 exons. Gene Ontology annotation, biological process: uroporphyrinogen III biosynthetic process.